This is a messenger RNA of Carcharodon carcharias (great white shark), 2802 nucleotides long. RefSeq names its product zinc finger protein 850-like. The coding region runs from base 1 to 2802 and encodes 933 amino acids. The record is from RefSeq and is a predicted model, not a curated record. The transcript is spliced from 3 exons. NCBI's taxonomy places the organism in Eukaryota, Metazoa, Chordata, Chondrichthyes, Lamniformes, Lamnidae.
AUGGUUUGUAGUUACAAGGACACCCACAUCAUGGAGAAACCAUGGAAAUGUGGGGAGUGUGGGAAGGGGUUCCGUGCCCCCUGUGAACUGGAAACUCAUCGACGCAGUCACAGUGGGGAGAGACCAUUCGCCUGCUCUGUAUGUGGGAAGGGGUUCAAUGGUUCAUCCCAGCUGCUGGCACAUCAGCAGGUUCACACUGGGGAGAGGCCGUUCACCUGCUCUGAAUGUGGGAAAGGAUUCACUCAGUCAUGCAAUCUGCUGACACACCAGCGAUUUAACACUGGGGAGAGGCCCUACACCUGCUGUGAGUGUGGGAAGGGAUUCAGUGAUUCAUCCACACUGCGGGCACACCAGCGAGUUCACACCGGGGAGAGGCCAUUCUCCUGCUCUGAGUGUGGGAAGGGAUUCAGUCGGUUCUGCAACCUGCAGACACACAAGCGAGUUCACACCGGGGAGAGGCCAUUUACCUGCUCUGAGUGUGGGAAGGAAUUUAGUCAGCUAUCCACCCUGCAAGAACACCAGCGAAUUCACACCUGGGAGAGGCCGUUCAACUGCUUUGAGUGUGGGAAGGGUUUCAUUCAGUCAUCCCAUCUGCUGACACAUCAGCGAGUUCACACCAGGGAGAGACCGUUCACCUGCUCUGAGUGUGGGAAGAGUUUCAGUGAUUCAUCCAAUCUGCUGAAACACCAGCGAGUUCACACUGGGGAGAGGCGAUUUAUCAGCUCUGAAUGUGGGAAGGGAUUCAUUAAGUUAUCUAACCUGCUGCUACACCAACGAGUUCACACUGGGGAGAGGCCAUUCACCUGCUCAGAGUGUGGAAAGGGAUUCACUGAUACAGCCAUCCUGCUGAUACACCAAUGGGUUCACACCGGGGAGAGGCCAUUCACCUGCUCUGAGUGUGGGAAGGGGUUCACUCAGUCAUCCCACCUGCAGACACAUCAACGGGUUCACACUGGGGAAAGGCCAUUCACUUGUUCUCAGUGUUUGAUGGCAUUCACUCGGUUAUCCACUCUGCAGACACACCAGCGAAUUCACACUGGGGAGAGGCCGUUCACCUGCUCUCAGUGUGGGAAGGGAUUCACUCGGUCAUUCUACCUGCUGACACACCAGCGACUUCACACUGGGGACUGGCUUGUCUGUUCUGAAUGUGCAAAGAGAUUCACUCGGUCUUACGACCUGCAGACACACCAGCGAUUUAACACUGGGGAGAGGCCCUACACCUGCUGUGAGUGUGGGAAGGGAUUCAGUGAUUCAUCCACACUGCGGCCAUACCAGCGAGUUCACACCGGGGAGAGGCCAUUCUCCUGCUCUGAGUGUGGGAAGGGAUUCAGUCGGUUCUGCAACCUGCAGACACACAAGCGAGUUCACACCGGGGAGAGGCCAUUUACCUGCUCUGAGUGUGGGAAGGAAUUUAGUCAGCUAUCCACCCUGCAAGAACACCAGCGAAUUCACACCGGGGAGAGGCCGUUCAACUGCUUUGAGUGUGGGAAGGGAUUCAUUCAGUCAUCCCAUCUGCUGACACAUCAGCGAGUUCACACCAGGGAGAGACCGUUCACCUGCUCUGAGUGUGGGAAGAGUUUCAGUGAUUCAUCCAAUCUGCUGAAACACCAGCGAGUUCACACUGGGGAGAGGCGAUUUAUCAGCUCUGUAUGUGGGAAGGGAUUCAUUAAGUUAUCUAACCUGCUGCUACACCAACGAGUUCACACUGGGGAGAGGCCAUUCACCUGCUCAGAGUGUGGAAAGGGAUUCACUGAUACAGCCAUCCUGCUGAUACACCAAUGGGUUCACACCGGGGAGAGGCCAUUCACCUGCUCUGAGUGUGGGAAGGGGUUCACUCAGUCAUCCCACCUGCAGACACAUCAACGGGUUCACACUGGGGAAAGGCCAUUCACUUGUUCUCAGUGUUUGAUGGCACUCACUCGGUUAUCCACUCUGCAGACACACCAGCGAAUUCACACUGGGGAGAGGCCAUUCACCUGCUCUCAGUGUGGGAAGGGCUUCACUCGGUUAUCCAGUCUACCGAAACAGCAGCGAGUUCACAACGGAAAGAGACCAUUCACGUGUUCUGUGUGCGGACGAGGCUUCAACAGAUCUUUAAUCGAGGAGAGACACAAGGACACCAACACCAUGGAGAAACCAUGGAAAUGUAGGGACUGUGGGAAGGGAUUUCGGGCCCCGUCUGGUCUGGAGAUUCAUCGGCGCAGUCACACCGGGGAGAGACCAUUCACCUGCUCCGUGUGUGGGAUAGGAUUCAGCAGGUCAUCCAUCCUGCAGACGCACCAGCGAGUUCACACUGGGGAGAGGCCAUUCACCUGCUCCGAGUGUGGGAAGGGAUUCACUCACUCAUGGAACCUCUUGACACACCAGCGAGUUCACACCGGGGAGAGGCUGUUCACCUGCUCCGAGUGUGGGAAGGGAUUCACUCGGUUCUCCAGCCUGCAGACACACCAGCGAGUUCACACUGGGGAGAGGCUGUUCUCUUGCUCGGAGUGUGGGAAGGGAUUCACUGACUCAUCCAACUUGUGGAAGCACCAGCGAGUUCACACUGGAGAGAAGCCGUUCACCUGCUCCAAGUGUGGGAAGGGAUUCUGUGAUUCAUCACAUUUGCUGAUACACCAGCGAGUUCACACCGGGGAGAAACCAUUCCCCUGCUCUGAGUGUGGGAAGGGAUUCACUCAGUUCUCAAACCUGCUGACUCACCGGCGACUUCACACUGGAGAGAGGCCCUUCACCUGCUCUGAGUGUGGGAAAGGAUUCACUCAAUUAAUAUGCCUGCAGAAACAUCAGCGAGUUCACAAGUGA